CUUUAAGGAAGUAUGACUGGGCAGGGGUUAACACAACAAUUUAAGAAUAAUCAUAUAAACUAUCAGGAAAUAUCUGAAGAAGCAUACAAGCCUACAGAUAGCUUGCAUCAAAAUGUUGAAGUUUUGGUUAAUUCAUUUGUUAACGUUGACCAACUUCUGUAUUGCAGAUCAGAUAUUUAACUUUGGCUGUGAUUCUAACAGUUACAACGAGAAGCCAGCUUUUCUUGCAUUUGUAAAGCAGCACCUAUCCAUUCCUAAUGAACAAAUCAUAAAGUUUGAUGACGUCGAGACGAACAUAGGAAACCAUUACAAUCCCUUGUCAGGAGUGUUUACUACACCAAAAGACGGGCUCUAUGUGAUGGGCUGCUUGAUACAGGCACAAGCAGCUAAUGAUGUUCAUUAUAAAUGGAUGAAAAAUGACACUUUAAUCUCAAAUGGACAUGUUGGCAAAACAGAACAUGCUAAUUCACAAACUCAGAGUUUUGUAAUAUCAUUAAAGAGAGGAGAUCUUAUUUCUAUUACGAAAACUGGAGGCGGCAAUAUUCAUGGUGACCGCUAUUCCUAUGUGUCUGGUUAUCUGUUAAACUGAUGUUUUGUGUCACAACAAUUACAGACACAUGUUUUUAUACAGGGAUUAAAUAUACUUAAUACAAGUUCUGAGAAAGACUUUAGAAUGCACUACACAUGUCUUAAAAAUUGCUUAUUUAAUAACAAAAUAAUAAGUUUUGUCUGUAUUAAUCUUAUAUAUCUAACAUUUAAAGACCAUUCUAAUAAAAAUUUAGUUUCACAAGCCUUUUAACCUUUUUUUCUGCUUCCUUUCAGAAUAGGUGUGAAGCAUGAAAUGUGAAAGGUGUUUCAUGCACUAAACAUCCAGUCGACCAGUAUUCCUACUGUAAUCAUAUGAGACCUUGUAGUGAUGCCAUUAUGGCGAAUUUAUUACACUUCAUGUUAAAUUUCCUGUUUUUUAUUGGUUUAAAUACAAGAGUAAAUUAAGUUAAAUCAAUUCACCUGAGUAAUAAUUAAAAUGGGUUCACCUUUAAGUCUAAUAGUCAAAAACAGUGUUGUACUCCUUAAUAAUACACUUCAUACUAACAACCUUUUAUUGAAGCAAAUUGUUAGAAUAGUUUACCAGUUGAUCAGUCUGUGGAAAAAGAAUUCAAACUGCAAUUUAGUAAACGGUUUAAGCCAUUGCUAUUGUGACAACCUUAGCCAUGUUAGCCCAUUGAAUAAUUAGCUACAAGCACAGUAAUAAAUUUAAAGACCUAUGCCUAUGGGAGACAACUCCUGAUAAAUUUAAAUUUUCACACUACAUUAAUAUAGAUUCUAGACAUUUCUUCCAUUCUUAAACUAGGGAGUGCAAUUAAGUAACAAACAAAUUUUUGUGGUGAAAUAUCCAAUCAAUUUCAUCUCAUCAGAUCACUUUGAUAUUAUUUGGAACUUAGAAUUCAAAAUAGACAGACUGUUAGAGAUAUAAGUAACAUGUGACAUAUUUUCAAAAUGAUUUGUAUAUUGUAAAAAUAUUCAAAUAUCAAAGGUAUAGCAUGUGUAAUUCAAAUCAAAUAAUAUAAUGUUUACAGUUUACCUAGAUCUUGCUGCUGUAUAUGGAAAAAGUUGUCAUCUUUCAACUUCAAAUGAUUUAUAAAUUCUGUAACAGUUUCUGGAGAGUUCUGUGGCAUAAUCACAACUACAUCUCCUGGUGAAUAACUGAAAAAAGGAUAUUUUUUUUCAUUUCUUAGUUGAUGAAUAUGAUUGUAAAUGUUGUUUUAUCAAAAAAAUAUCUUUUCCUACU
Messenger RNA from Mytilus trossulus (common blue mussel), 1789 nucleotides. Its product is annotated as complement C1q-like protein 2. The transcript is spliced from 2 exons. Bases 113 to 589 code for a protein of 158 amino acids. Gene Ontology annotation, molecular function: protein binding. The record is from RefSeq and is a predicted model, not a curated record. NCBI's taxonomy places the organism in Eukaryota, Metazoa, Mollusca, Bivalvia, Mytilida, Mytilidae.